Molecule: messenger RNA, 468 nt
Organism: Macrosiphum euphorbiae (potato aphid)
Lineage: Eukaryota; Metazoa; Arthropoda; Insecta; Hemiptera; Aphididae
Source: the annotation of a GenBank genome assembly
AUGUUGAUUACUUUUUUCGAUAUUAAAGGCCUUAUUUAUUACGAAUUUGUUCCAACUGGUCAAACGGUUAAUCAGACUUACUACAAAGAAGUUUUAAUUAAAUUACGAGAAAAAAUCCGUAAGAAACGUCCAGAUCAAUUCCAAAAUCGAUCGUGGUUGUUACACCACGACAACGCGCCUGCUCAUUCUGCCUUAUCAAUCCGUGAGUUUCUAGCUGAUAAACAAAUUCCAGUUGUACCUCAUCCCCCUUACUCGCCAGACCUCGCCCCUUGUGAUUUUUUUUUAUUUCCAAAAAUUAAAACUGACCUCAAAGGACAAAGAUUUGAUGAUAUUGAAACAAUAAAAAAGAAUGCGGUGGAUCAACUCAAACAACUUAAAGUUGAAGACUUCCAACACUGCUUCAAAAAGUGGCAGGAGAGAUGGGACAAGUGUAUAACAUCGGGCGGUGAAUACUUUGAAGGAGACUAA